This is a messenger RNA of Phycodurus eques (leafy seadragon), 857 nucleotides long. RefSeq names its product cannabinoid receptor interacting protein 1a (gene cnrip1a). The transcript is spliced from 3 exons. The coding region runs from base 24 to 512 and encodes 162 amino acids. Gene Ontology annotation, molecular function: type 1 cannabinoid receptor binding. Gene Ontology annotation, cellular component: plasma membrane. NCBI's taxonomy places the organism in Eukaryota, Metazoa, Chordata, Actinopteri, Syngnathiformes, Syngnathidae. The record is from RefSeq and is a predicted model, not a curated record. Gene Ontology annotation, biological process: negative regulation of signaling receptor activity.
CCCUCCUCCUGAGAGGCGUGAAAAUGGACGACGUCCCGGCGCUGGUUCAUAUCUCCAUCUCGUUGUGGAUCCAACCCAACGACGGCGACGUUUUCUUCAAGGUGGACGGAAGCCGAUUCGGACAAACCAGAACCGUCAAAUUGCUCACGGGCUCCAAGUACAAGAUCCAAGUCCUCGUCAAGCCCGGAACAGUCGAGGCCACAAAUAUGAACAUCGGUGGUGUGCUAUUUCCUCUGGAGGAACAGUCGCGAGACGCCGAUCAGGUUGUCUAUCACGGGCGUUACGACACCGAGGGCGUCCCACACACCAAAAGUGGCGACCGGCAGCCUGUGGAAGUCAGCAUCCAGUUUGAGCGCGCGGGCACGUUCGAGACGGUUUGGCAGGCCAAGUACUAUAACUACUACAAGCGCGAGCACUGCCAGUUUGGUAACAAAUUCAGCAGCAUCGAGUACGAGUGCAAAACUAACGAGACGCGCACCCUCAUGUGGAUCAACAAGGAGGCCUUCAACUGAACGCCGCUGCCAGAAACCACUCAACAUGAUUUCUUCUUCCUCUUUUUCUAUUAUUUAUUUCAAUAUAGUGUACGAUUGUGUAUGUGUUGUGUGUAGGCUGACCGGCGAGCAGGAUGCUGGGAAAUGUAAUGAACAGCAGUCAAUACGGAAUUUGAUUGACAGAUGCUAGGGAGACCUCAAGAGUCACUCGCAGCUUCCUGACAUCAUUUCCCAUUUAUUGCCAAUAAGUUUUGUUUCAUGUGUUUUACUUGAUAAAAACAAAAACAAAUGCAGAAUCGUUUUCUCCUUUGCUGAAUUAAACAUUAGAAAGUGACAAUAAACCAAUAAACAUUAUAUUAUUAUCAA